CAAAAAGCUACUAGAGAAAAUCAAAACUAAAUUUGGUUUCCAUGGCCAAGUCGAGGCUGGUUUCUCUUCUCUACCCAUUGCUGCUAGCUGCCAUUUUUGUGCAUUGCCAUGGCGAUGGCGAUGACAGGAAGGUUCACAUUGUAUACAUGGGAGACCUGCCUCGGGGAGACUUUUCUGCUGAGUCCACUCACCACUCCAUGCUAGAAAGUGUACUCGGAAGUACUUCAUCAGCCAAAGAGUCAUUAGUCUACAGUUAUGGGAGGACGUUCAAUGGAUUUGCAGCUAAAUUGUCUGAUGAAGAAGUCGGAAGACUCUCAGAAAUGGAUGGUGUCAUCUCAGUGAUUCCAAACCAUAUACUAAAGCUUCACACAACAAGGUCAUGGGACUUCAUGGGUUUCUCCAAAGGAAAACUUACUAUGCCUCAGGAAGGAAAUGUCAUUAUCGGUUUACUGGACACAGGAGUCUGGCCAGAAUCUGCCAGUUUCAGUGAUACAGGAAUGGGUCCUCCACCAUCUACAUGGAAAGGAAUAUGCCAAGGCGAAGGCAACUUCACCUGCAACAACAAGAUCAUUGGAGCACGGUACUACAACAGUGAGAACUGGUAUGAUGUUACAGACUUCAAAUCCCCUAGAGACUCUGAGGGACACGGAACCCAUACUGCUUCAACCGCAGCAGGGCGUGAGGUGCAAGGAGUGAGCUACUACGGUCUAGCUCAAGGAGUUGCAAGAGGUGGAGUUCCAUAUGCAAGAAUUGCAGUAUACAAAGUGUGCUGGUCAUUUGGAUGUGCUACUGCGGAUAUCUUGAAGGCAUUUGACGAUGCAAUAGCCGAUGGUGUUGACAUUUUAUCAGUGUCUCUUGGUGCUCCCUGGGCAUUCCCAUACAUGGAGGACCCAAUUGCUAUUGGAUCCUUCCAUGCCAUGAAAUAUGGUAUAUUGACUUCAAAUUCUGCUGGCAAUUCUGGACCUUUUCCGUAUACUGUCGCCAAUUCAGCACCGUGGACAUUGACUGUUGCUGCCAGCACCAUUGACAGGAAAUUCAUCGCCAAUGUUGUGCUUGGCAGUGGAAAAGUCAUCACUGGGCUAUCCAUUAAUAACUUUGUGCUCAACGGGACAUAUCCAUUAGUUUGGGGAGGAGAUGCAGCAAACUACUCUGCAGGUGCUGAUCCUGAAAUUGCAAGCUAUUGCGUUACUGGUUCCCUGAAUUCAUUCAUAGUACAAGGAAAGAUUGUUUUCUGUGAAACCAUCUGGGAUGGUUCUGGCGUUUUAAUCGCUAAUGGUGUGGGAACCAUCAUGGCUCACCCUUUUUACAGCAAAGAUUUUGCUUUUAGUUACCCCUUAUCAGCAACAGUAAUUUCUGUAGAAGAUGGCCAACAAAUUUUGGAUUACAUUAGAUCCACAGAAUAUCCAACUGCAACUAUUUUGGCUGGUGAAACAUGGGAUGAUAUCAUGGCACCUUCCAUAGUAUCAUUCUCUUCCAGAGGACCCAACCCAAUCAGCCCGGACAUUCUCAAGCCUGAUCUUACAGCCCCUGGUGUGGACAUCCUUGCUGCCUGGUCUCCUGUAUCACCUCCUUCCAUUUACUAUGCAGACACCAGGAGUGUAAACUUUAACAUUAUCUCGGGUACAUCCAUGUCUUGUCCGCAUGCUAGUGCUGCUGCUGCUUAUGUCAAGGCUGCCAACCCCAACUGGUCUCCUGCUGCCGUUAAAUCCGCCCUCAUGACAACAGCUUAUGUCAUGGACCCAAGAAAGCACCCAGACCUUGAAUUCGCUUAUGGGUCAGGUCACAUCAAUCCAAUUGAAGCAACAGACCCUGGACUUAUUUAUGAUGCAUCUGAAGCAGAUUAUAUCAACUUCUUGUGUAAGCAGGGUUAUAACACUACUACACUCAGACUGAUCACCGGAGACAACAGUAGCGUCUGCAACAGCACAGAGCCUGGAAGAGCAUGGGAUCUUAAUUACCCAACUUUUGCUCUUGCCAUUGAAGACGGACAACCUAUACAGGGAGUCUUUACGAGGACAGUAACAAAUGUUGGAAAACCAAAUUCAACCUACAGUGUUAGCAUGUACAUGCCAAGCUCUGUUAGUGUGACUGUGGAGCCCUCUGUGUUGUCAUUCUCUGCCAUUGGAGAGACACAAACAUUUACAGUAAAGGUGGUCGGUCCGAAGAUCGCACAGCAGCCGAUCAUGUCAGGUGCAAUAGCGUGGAAUGAUGGAACAUACGUGGUGAGAAGCCCACUAGUGGUAUACAACAUACUACCUGGUGCCGCUUAUUCUACUCCUUUUAACUCCAUGACCAAGCCGCAAAAAACACCUAAAUUCGAAGGUUCUUCGCUGUAUCACAAGAACGGCAUCCUCGGAAGUAACUAAUUAAACCCAUGUUUGUAUUUCGAAUGUGGCAUGUCAAUUUUGUAAUGCCCUGCAGCUGAAAUAAAAUAAAAAUAAGACUCGAUCUCUCUACUGCUGCAAAGGGAGAUUUUCCAUUCAAAUAAUUUCUUAUCUUGUUCAAAAUUUGGACUUGGAUAUGGAUUGAAUUUCAUGGCAAA
Messenger RNA from Manihot esculenta (cassava), 2542 nucleotides. Its product is annotated as cucumisin. Gene Ontology annotation, molecular function: serine-type endopeptidase activity. The coding region runs from base 42 to 2366 and encodes 774 amino acids. Lineage: Eukaryota; Viridiplantae; Streptophyta; Magnoliopsida; Malpighiales; Euphorbiaceae. The record is from RefSeq and is a predicted model, not a curated record. The transcript has 10 exons. Gene Ontology annotation, biological process: proteolysis.